Messenger RNA from Iphiclides podalirius (scarce swallowtail), 270 nucleotides. NCBI's taxonomy places the organism in Eukaryota, Metazoa, Arthropoda, Insecta, Lepidoptera, Papilionidae. The record is from the annotation of a GenBank genome assembly.
AUGGAGAGGCUCUCGCCGGAAGUAAGCACGGAGGGUGCGGUGCCACAGGACGGCCAAAUCGGCGGGGUCGCUGGCAAAGUACUCGGACUGCUGCCGGUGUUUAUCCUAAUCCUGAUCAUAAUCCUGAGGAUAGUGUUCGUGUUGUACAAAAAUACCGCAGCUAGUAAAUCCGACCCGAAUGGCGUAGUGGGUAGUGUACCUGCCUCCUGCGCCAGAGGGUGUGGGUUCGACCCCAAUACUGGAAAGUAUUGUGUGAUGAACAUAGUGUUU